CGGUAGUUGGCCUUUUUAAGUUCAACCUUGAAUGGUGUGUUCUUUGCCGUAUUCGGCAACAAUUCAUCAAGAGUGGGCCUCACGCUCAGCUGCAAUCUCGAUUUCCCCACAUAUAUGACGGAACAUGGAAGAACCCAGGGACACAGCUAGAAUGAAGCGAGCGAUAUUUUCUCCCCGGGGUGUUCAACCAAGAACCAAACCACUGCCAGACCCAGAUGCUUCGCCGUCAUGAUUCGAAAUGUGGCAUGUAUAGGUGCUGGAUUCGUGGGGGGUCCUCUGGCCACGGUUAUUGCCUGUCAAUGUCCGGACAUCCAGGUAACUGUUGUGGACAAAAACAAGGAGCGGAUUGACGCUUGGAAUACAGCGACCCCUCCACUAUAUGAACCAGGCCUCGAAGAUGUCCUAUCCCGCGUUCGGCAGCGAGAUGCCCAGUGCAAUCUAAGGUUCUCGACAGACAUCGAUCGUGCCAUCCGAGAGGCAGAGCUUAUUAUGUUGUGCAUUGAUACCCCUACCAAGGGAAAUGGCAUUGGGAAAGGGAUGGCAUUGGAUCUGGCCAACACGCAGGCCGCUGUCAGGACCAUAGCGCAGGCUGCAGAGUCGGACAAAAUCAUCGUGGAGAAGUCAACCGUCCCGUGUGGAACAGCAGACAAGAUUCGGGACUUGCUCGAAUCUUGCUCUAAGAAUGGCUGCCGGUUCGAGGUGCUUUCUAAUCCUGAAUUCCUAGCUGAAGGAACCUCAAUCACAGAUUUAUUCUAUCCGACAAAAGUUUUGAUCGGUCACCGACAAACGCCAUCAUCGCGCAAAGCAGCUGAAGAGCUGGCUGCGAUAUACUCCCGGUGGGUAUCACCCGAACUUAUAAUCAUGAUGGACCGCUGGUCAUCCGAACUAUCCAAACUAGCCGCCAACGCAAUGCUAGCGCAGAGAAUAAGCAGCAUAAACUCGUUAAGCGCGAUAUGUGAAGCGGUCGGCGCAGAUAUUGACAGCGUGAGUGCUAGUUGCGGAAUGGAUCCUCGCAUCGGAAAGGGGAUGUUGAAGAGCACCCUCGGAUGGGGAGGCGGAUGUUUUGAGAAAGAUAUCUUAUGUCUCGUCUACCUGGCUCGCAGUCUAGGUCUCACUCCCGUGGCAAAUUAUUGGGCUUCCGUUAUAGAAAUGAACGAGUACCAGAAGUCGCGAUUCUUUAUGCGCAUUGUCUCGUCUAUGCAUGGAAGUGUGGGGGGAAAGUCCAUAGCGAUCUUAGGGUUUGCCUUCAAGAAGAAUACAUCGGACACGAAGAAUUCUGCUGCCAUUCCUCUUGUGCGAAACUUGCUCCAAGAAGGCGCCCUCGUCUCCAUUUAUGACCCCAUGGUUCCGCCGGAUCGCAUCCUGAUAGAUGUGAGUGCAGCCGGUAGCCAUUCCGCAUCUGUCCAGGUGUGUCCAUCGGCGUACGAAGCAUGCAAUGGCGUCGAUGCAGUAGUUAUUGCGACCGAAUGGGACGAGUUUCAAACCCCGAUCCCGACAGGGGAUGUGCGAAUGACCACGGCCAAGGAUACCAGAAUCGAGGAGCCCCAGUCCCCACCAAGUACACCAGGCGAUAAAGGGAGAAGACUAGAUUGGGAAUGGAUUAUGAAUCGUAUGCGUUCACCCAGGUUUAUUUUUGAUGGGAGAAAUAUACUGGACAGACAGUAUCUAGAACAGCUGGGGGCUCGGUAUAUUGGUAUUGGUAGUGGAUCAGAGUGGGGAUUUCUGGAAAGAGCGACCCAUUCUUUAUGA
Messenger RNA from Aspergillus caelatus, 1749 nucleotides. Its product is annotated as UDP-glucose/GDP-mannose dehydrogenase family, NAD binding domain-containing protein. Gene Ontology annotation, biological process: polysaccharide biosynthetic process; glycosaminoglycan biosynthetic process. Bases 229 to 1749 code for a protein of 506 amino acids. Lineage: Eukaryota; Fungi; Ascomycota; Eurotiomycetes; Eurotiales; Aspergillaceae. The record is from RefSeq and is a predicted model, not a curated record. The transcript is spliced from 3 exons. Gene Ontology annotation, cellular component: cytosol; nucleus. Gene Ontology annotation, molecular function: NAD binding; UDP-glucose 6-dehydrogenase activity.